UCAAUGAGUUGGUUCACUAAGGACCACCUUUUGACUUUUCUUUACAGAGAGUAAAGUUGGAGUUGCAUGUAGUGUGUUUUUUGUCAAUGAAAAAAAGAAAGAAAACAAAAACCACAGUUCCUGGCGGCUAUCAGCAGCAGCAGCUCCAGACCCAGUGAUAGUCCUCUCAAUCCGGUGUUAGAUUUGAGCUAUAUUUGCUCUUCGAUUGAGAUAUUCAUUCUUGAUUAUGGAUUUUGACUCGGGUGAUGCUGGUUGCCUGAAAUCAGAUGGAACCAAUUAUCUAUUAUGGUCAUAUAUGAUUCGCAAUUUCAAGAUGGAAGGAGAAUUAUGGGACUAUGUUAGUGGGUCAGUGACUCGUCCUCACCCGAAAGAUAAGAAUUAUGCCAAUUUGCUAAAGCAAUGGGAGUCUAUGAAUGCAACAGCUCUGUCAAUUAUCGAAAUGUAUGUUGAUCAUUCCCUUCGGAUACGUUUGGCAAAGUAUAAUUCUGCCAGGAGUGCAUGGGACUACUUGGCCAGAUUAUAUGCCCAUGAUGAUGAGUCUAAUUUUGCUAAAAAGUAUCGGCUGGAGAUGGAGAUUCAGGCUGUGAAACAAAGUGGUUUCCCCAUAACGGGACUAUAUUGUCUAAUGCAAUGUUAUUGGCAGAAGUUAGCUGAGAUGGAGCCAAAGGAAUUGAGUGACUUAGAGAGCUACAAGAAGUACCGCGAGGAGUCUCCGUUACUGCAGCUUCUCAUAGCUUUACCAGAUAAAUUUGAGCCUACUAGAAAGCAUAUGCUUCAACGUUCCACUCUUCCCAGUGUUCCUGAAGCUGUGCAAGAGUUGUUAGUUGUGGAGCAUGGACUAAUUAUCCUCAAUUGUCAUCUCUAUCAUUAGAAGACAGCGAUAAGAGCAAGACCGGAAGAGAUGAAUGUCUUUAUUGCUAUGGAACUGGAUGCCAGAAGCUGGAUUGUUCCUCCAGGAAGAAGCAUGAUAAGACAAAGAGAACGGGUGGAAGUUGUGAGGAUUCUCAUCAAUCUGGUGGAUGUCAGCCAUCUAUCUACCAGCCUAUGCAGUGCCCAGACAAAAACUCUCAGCCAUCUUCCUCCUCAUCUAAAUCUGCAUCAUCUUUGACCCCAGAUACUAUUGACCAGAAUCGACAUAUAAUUAACAUUAUGAAUCAAGUGGAGUCUGAUCUUUUUGGUAGAUUUCCUCUAGAGAGUGGGAUGUAUCUGCCUUCUUCCAGAAAAGGGAACAUUGGUUUGGUUAUGGCUUUGAGUACACUGAAAAUUCUGAGUUAUAACGUCUGGUUCCAAGAUCUGAUGAUAGAUAAGAGGAUGGAGGCUCUGGGUGACAUUAUUCAAUUACAUGCUCCAGAUGUCAUUUGUUUCCAGGAGGUUACACCCUAUAUAUAUGACAUUUUUAGGCAAUCAAGUUGGUGGAAGGCAUAUAAUUGCUCAAUUUCAGAUGAAAUGGCUGGUACACGACGAUAUUUCUGCAUGCAGUUGAGCAAACUUCCAGUAAAAUCCUUCAGCUGCAAAAUGUUCAGCAAUUCUAAAAUGCUGAGAGAACUGUGCAUGGCAGAGAUUGAAGUAGGGGGAAAACCGUUGAUUGUAGCCACAAGCCAUCUUGAGAGCCCCUGCCCUGCCCCUCCAAAAUGGGAUCAGAUGUACAGUGAGGAACGCGUGGCUCAAGCAAAGGAGGCCCUUGACCUUCUUGAGAAAUAUCCAAAUGUGGUUUUUGGUGGUGACAUGAAUUGGGAUGACGAUUUGGAUGAGCAGUUUCCUUUAUCUGAUGGAUGGCUUGAUGCCUGGGCAGAGUUAAGGCCCGGAGAAAAUGGAUGGACAUAUGAUACCGGGUCAAAUCUGAUGUUGUCUGCUAACCGGCCUUUGCAAAAGCGGUUAGAUCGAUUCGUUUUCAAUUUGCAUGAUUUCAAAAUAAGUGCAAUCGACAUGAUAGGAACUGAGGCUAUACCAGGACUAUCAUAUUGCAAGGAAAAGAGGGUAAGAAAUAGGGUCCAGAGGUUGAUGCUCCCUGUGUUGCCUAGUGAUCAUUAUGGCUUGCUCUUGAAGGUUAAUUGCCAGUAAAUCAUUGGUUUGUCAUGAUAAUUGGUUCAAGAGAAGUUUGGGAUUUGUAUUGUUGUGUGCAGCUUUUGUAAUAUUCCUGUGAUCUCCUGUCUGCAUGCAGCUUCUGUAUAACCUCAAAGGUUUGGUGAAGUGAUUUGUGAUGCUUAUGAUGACUGUUAUUGCCAACGACUACUAAUCUGCUAUGUUAUGUAACUGCACUGUGCAUAACAUAGCAGAUUAUUUAUAAUUAAUGUUGUUUGGUUU
Messenger RNA from Alnus glutinosa, 2304 nucleotides. RefSeq lists its product as uncharacterized. Gene Ontology annotation, biological process: double-strand break repair. NCBI's taxonomy places the organism in Eukaryota, Viridiplantae, Streptophyta, Magnoliopsida, Fagales, Betulaceae. The record is from RefSeq and is a predicted model, not a curated record. The coding region runs from base 1045 to 2061 and encodes 338 amino acids. The transcript is spliced from 5 exons. Gene Ontology annotation, cellular component: PML body; cytoplasm. Gene Ontology annotation, molecular function: 5'-tyrosyl-DNA phosphodiesterase activity; single-stranded DNA binding.